Messenger RNA from Sorex araneus (European shrew), 3748 nucleotides. It is a transcript of the gene ST3GAL2, whose product is annotated as ST3 beta-galactoside alpha-2,3-sialyltransferase 2. Lineage: Eukaryota; Metazoa; Chordata; Mammalia; Eulipotyphla; Soricidae. Gene Ontology annotation, molecular function: beta-galactoside (CMP) alpha-2,3-sialyltransferase activity. The transcript has 7 exons. Bases 1053 to 2105 code for a protein of 350 amino acids. The record is from RefSeq and is a predicted model, not a curated record.
CAGCCGGGCUGGGGUGGGGGGAGGGGCCGGGCUCCGGCGGCGGCGGCGGCGGCGGCGGCGCUCGGGGCGGGCAGGGCCGGCAAGGGCGGGACUGGCCCGCUGCGGGCGGACGGGGGAGCCGCGGAGCUAACGGGUCCGGACGCCGGCGGCGCCAGCGGCUUUCUGCACGGGCGGAGGCGGCGGCAGCGGCGGCGAGUAUGGCCCGCGCGGAUCCCGGCGCUGACUGAGGGCCCUGCGGCUGCAGCCGGACGCCUUGCCUGAGUGAGCCAAGGGAUCAGUGCUAGCGCCAGCCCCUGGGGGCAGGAAGGAGGCGCCAUAGACCCAGAGGACCAGCAGAGCAGCUCCCUGCUGACCACCAGCCCCCGAGGACCCGCAGCAGAAAUCGGAGCUACGCACCUCCCCCCCGACGGCCACUGCAGUUGGGACCCGGGCAGCAAAGCGGAAGGACCAGCAGCCGCCAACGCCAGGAGGAUCUUGGGCGUGGCAGCGGGGGUGACCCACGGGCCUUCGUCCCCUGGGUCCUGGAUCCCCUUCCCUGGCCGAGGCUGGGGCUGGGCGGGCCCCUCCCCGGGCGGGCGGCUCUGUUGCAUGGAAGCCCGGCCGCACCAUGCCCAGGCCUUCUCUCUGCUGACGGGGUGGGAGGGCGUCCCCGCUGCCUCCGCCUCUGCUCAUGAGCCACAAGGACCCCGGCUGCUCCAGACUGGACCGUUCGAAGCCGCCAAGGAGGGGCCCCACCAGAGCUGGCAGCCAGCAGCCCCGAGGAACUCGAAGGCCGGCAUGGAUUGACCCCUCGCUCGCCGGCGGGGCAGAAGGCGCAGAGCACCUGUGGCCCAGCUAGUGCCGGAGAGACUCCACGACGCCACAAGGGGGGGCCCAGGCGGCUCGGGGAUGGGGGUCUGCUACUGCCAGCAUCCUUCGCCCUGACGGGGGUGCGGACAGCGUGGCGUGGGGGCCCCGCCUCCCUCCCCUUAUGUCCUGUGCGCCUGGAGCCGGAGCAGGCAGGCUACUUCGGGGCCCCGGCGCCCCCCCACGGCCCCCCUGCACGGCGCACCAUGAAGUGCUCCCUGCGCGUGUGGUUCCUGUCGGUGGCCUUCCUGCUGGUCUUCAUCUUGUCCCUGCUCUUCACCUACUCCCACCACAGCAUGGCCGCGCUGCCCUACCUGGACUCGGGGGCCCUGGGCGGCACCCACCGGGUGAAGCUCGUGCCGGGCUACGCCGGCCUGCAGCACCUCAGCAAGGAGGGCCCGGCCAGCAAGAGCUGCGCCUGCCCCCGCUGCCUGGGCGACUCCGGGGCCUCCGACUGGUUCGACAGCCGCUUCGAUGGCAGCCUGUCCCCCGUCUGGACCCAGGAGAACAUGGACCUGCCCCCGGACGUCCAGAGGUGGUGGAUGAUGCUGCAGCCCCAGUUCAAAUCACACAACACCAGAGAAGUACUGGAGAAGCUGUUCCAGAUCGUCCCCGGCGAGAACCCCUACCACUUCCGGGUCCCCCAGCAGUGCCGCCGCUGCGCCGUGGUGGGCAACUCGGGCAACCUGCGGGGCUCGGGCUAUGGGCCGGACGUGGACGGGCACGACUUCAUCAUGAGGAUGAAUCAGGCUCCCACUGUGGGGUUUGAGCAGGAUGUUGGCAGCAGAACCACCCACCACUUUAUGUAUCCUGAGAGUGCCAAGAAUCUGCCCGCCAACGUCAGCUUCGUGUUGGUGCCCUUCAAGGCUCUGGACCUGCUGUGGAUCGCCAGUGCCCUGUCCACAGGCCAGAUCCGAUUCACCUACGCUCCAGUGAAGUCCUUCCUCCGGGUGGACAAAGAAAAGGUUCAGAUCUACAACCCGGCCUUCUUCAAGUACAUCCACGACCACUGGACGGAGCAUCACGGGCGCUACCCUUCCACGGGCAUGCUGGUGCUCUUCUUCGCCCUGCACGUGUGUGAUGAGGUGAACGUGUACGGGUUUGGGGCCGACAGCCGAGGCAACUGGCAUCACUACUGGGAGAAUAACCGGUACGCGGGCGAGUUCCGGAAGACGGGCGUGCACGAUGCGGACUUCGAAGCCCACAUCAUCGACAUGCUGGUCAAGGCGCGAAAGAUCGAGGUCUACCAAGGCAACUGAAGUCGGCCUCGCCGCGACGCCGGGGAGCGGGAUCCCGGGCGUGAGAAGCUCCCUCGCCCAGGGCCGCGCCAGGGUACGCAGUCCGGACCAACCGCGCUGCAGCCCGGCGAGCGCUGCCGGCUCCCGCCAAUCACGAGACUCUGAGGGGCUUGGCACCAAUCGGCGCUUCGGAGGGCGGAGCCUCGCGACCAAUCUUGCAAUUCAAGGAGAACUUCCGGCCGCUGCGCUCCGGCCCCUCCAAUCAAUGGCCUUCGGGGGCGGGCUGGCGGCCGUUUGAGUCCCCGCUUCCCUGCGCUUCCGGUUGGGAUCUGAUUUCUUGCUUUCUGUGGAGCCGAGGUGGGGUCCGGCUCGGUGAAGUACUGUCAGGCCGGCUCGGGGCGGCGACCCGGCUUCGCGGGAGGGUCUGGCCGAGACGCCGAGGCAAUUGGCGUCCCCCGGGCCGCUGUGGGGGAGGGCCGAUGCCCGCCGAAGGAACGCAGUGAGCAGCCCGAGGGCGCCCGGCCCCUCGCCCCCGCCCCUCCCGCCUUGGGCCAUCCUACGGAAUGGCCUUUCCGACCAGGGCAUCUAGUGCCUCACGGGGAAAACAGAAUCCUCUAACUCGCGUCUAGGUGUGAGGAGCUGGGCAGGGGCCCGGGAAGCCCCUCGCAUCCAAUGUCAGGUGCUUCUCGCUCCCGUGAGCCCUUGGCCCCUCUGGUCGCGCCCUUUUUAGCCUCUCUCCUGCGGCCCCCGGGCCGCCUCACCAGCCUACUUGUUGCUCAGAAAAAAAAAAAAAAAAUCCAAACCUGCUCUGGGAUCGGGGCGCUGCUGCUUCCCCUCCUUUCUUCUGUCCCUCUCACGUGCACACUCGCGUCUCCUGGCUCCGGGCACAGGGAGCAGCAUGGGGGCAGGGAAGCUGGAGCAGGGGGCGAUCCACCAAGGUUCGUGGAGCUCUGGGCUGGGGGCGCGGGUGGGAGGGUUGGAGGGGGGGGGAAGACGUCGACUGCCCGCAGCUGGCUGCCUCCCCCGCCCUGCCCGCCCCUGUCCACCCUCCAAACCAGGGGCACGACCUGGCUUCAGUCCCAGAAAGAAGCUGCCCUCCCCUUGAAGGUGGGGCAGCCUGAAGGGGGGCCGGGCUUCUGUGAAGCGCGCAAGCGUUAAAAGGCCCCCCCUCUGCACCCUCGAGGAACACCAGACACCCCCCUGCAGCUCUCCGGGCUCCGGGCCAGGAACGGGGGCGGGAGGGGGUUGUCUUUGGAGGAGGGUGGGCGCGGCAUGAGAACCUCGCUGGAGCCUGUUUUCUAUUUCAGAAGUAGGGGGCAGAAAGAAUGGGGCAGGAUGGGGGGGGUCCGGAGGGGAGUGCCUGGGGCACCGGUCCCUCAAGGCACCAGUUGCAUCCCUGUGCUUCCUGAAGAGGCUGUCUUGAGUGCUUAGAUGAAAAAAACAAUGCAAUUAUGCCAAACAGUAUGGAACUAUGGAACGGAGUAAUUUAUUUCUUGUUUUGUUCUUUUUUUUUUCUAUUUUGUUUAAGCCAUUAAUAAGUCCCCUUUCUGAAGAGGUAGGUCUCAGCACCCGUCCCAGAUCGCCUUUUCUGUAAUAGUUGUUUAAACUUUUUUUUUUUGUUUCCUUUCUCUUUCUGAAUUAAAAGAACAACAACAAAAGCCUGU